Cucurbita maxima (winter squash) is the source of this 863-nucleotide messenger RNA. Its product is annotated as probable WRKY transcription factor 48. Gene Ontology annotation, biological process: regulation of DNA-templated transcription. The transcript has 2 exons. Gene Ontology annotation, molecular function: sequence-specific DNA binding; DNA-binding transcription factor activity. The record is from RefSeq and is a predicted model, not a curated record. NCBI's taxonomy places the organism in Eukaryota, Viridiplantae, Streptophyta, Magnoliopsida, Cucurbitales, Cucurbitaceae. Bases 28 to 840 code for a protein of 270 amino acids.
UAUUUAAAUUAUAUAUAUUUAUUUGUAAUGGAGGAGGUGAAGAAGGAAGAAGAAUUGAGAAAAGGCGAUCAGAAUUUGAUGGGAAAUUCCGGAUUGUUAUUCGACAUCCCAUUAAUGGAUUUAUUGGCCGGACAAGAUUUCACCCCUUCCUUGUUCGAACUCUUGUCGGCUGCGCCACCCACUACCACUCUUCCUCCGCCGUCCUCCGCCGUGCCUGAGUCAUCCGAAGUUCUCAACACCCCUCCUACUCCCAACUCCUCCGUCUCUUGCUCCUCCAAUGAAAAAGCUUUCGACGCCGACGACGGCGAUCUCCGGGAGAAAUCCCCUUUCAACAAGCAAUUAAAAGCGAAAAAAAAGAAUCAAAAAAGGAUAAGAGAGCCGAGAUUUGCGUUCAUGACAAAAAGCGAAGUGGAUCAUCUCGACGACGGCUAUAGAUGGCGGAAAUAUGGCCAAAAAGCCGUUAAAAACAGCCCUUAUCCUAGAAGUUAUUACCGUUGCACCACCGCCGGCUGCGGCGUUAAGAAGCGUGUCGAACGUUCCUCCGAUGACCCUUCCGUCGUCGUUACCACUUACGAAGGCCAACACAUCCAUCAAAGCCCAAUCAUGCCACGUGGAGCUUUAACAGCCGCCGCCGCCUUCGCCUCACCGCAACCGCCUCUUGUUUUCCCACAGCCGCAAUAUACGUACACUCCGGCGCCGCCAGUGGAUGUCCGAUUUGAUGCGGCGUUUCAUAGUUUUGGAGAAGAACGACGUCGUAUUGAGGGAUCUUUCCAAGACCAUGGCCUUCUGCAAGAUAUGAUCGUACCGUCCUCCGCCUUACACAUCCCGGAAGAAGAAUAGAAAAAAAAAAAAAAAAAAAAAAA